Molecule: messenger RNA, 711 nt
Organism: Colletotrichum karsti
Lineage: Eukaryota; Fungi; Ascomycota; Sordariomycetes; Glomerellales; Glomerellaceae
Exons: 1
Coding region: 1-711 (236 amino acids)
Source: RefSeq, a predicted model, not a curated record
AUGGGAGGCUUCUUCUCGACCCCAACCCUCCCCCCGGCGGAAAAGACCCGCACGCCAUACAUCUCAGCCCGCAUCUCCGCGUCCUCGGACAAACUCGACAUCACACCCACGGCCGGGACCCCGCUCACCCUCACCAUCGAACACACGCUCAACCACCCGCACCCGAUCACCUUCCUCCCGCCCCUCGGCUCCGGCCUCUUCGCCAAGUCCGGCAUCUUCCGCGACGAGGGCCUCACCUUCACCGACACCGCCUCCGGCGAGCGGGUCCCGCGCGGCCGCAUCCACAUCUGCACCAUGGGCAGCGAGCCGGAACAGCCGUUCUCGAAGAAGACCCAGGACCGGUGGGUGACGCUGUACCCGGGCACGCCGCACCGCGUCGAGGCAACGUUCGAGACCGUGUUCAAGCACCCGUUGUGGCUGCCCAACGGGACGGAUACGACGCCGCCGGCGUACGGAUCGCAGCCGAAGAGGUUCAUGUGGCUGCACGUGGGCGGGCUCGAGGACGGGAAGACGUACCGCGUCGGGGUCAGCGAGGGGGCGGGGAUCCGGGGUUGGCACGAGGGCAGCAAGGAGGAUUUCCUCGGGUGGUGGAGGAAGAUGACGGACGAAAACCGCCGUCAUGACGCGGUUGAGUAUCGGGUCGAGGAGACGGUCUCGUUUACUGUCAGCCGGCCGGACGAGGAUGGGAGUCUGACGUACUUGUUGUCGUGA